AUGAGUUCCAUGUUGUCAACUGCUUCUAGAGCCACUACGAAGGCAUCAUCUGCCAUCCGCUGUAGUUCUAGGCUUCAUUUUUCUACAUCGAGGGUUCAAUGCGAAGAGGAAGGUGAAGGACGAAAGACCAAAUUUAACAAGUAUUCGUGGAUCAUCACCGAACCAAAAUCCAAUGGUGCCGGUCAGGCUCAGCUCUAUGCUACAGGUUUCAAGAAGGAGGACUUCAGUAAGGGCCAAGUUGGUAUUGGCUCGUGCUGGUGGUCCGGUAACCCUUGUAACAUGCACUUGCUUGGCUUGAACAAUCUGUGCAGAGAUUCCGUUGAAAAGGCCGGUCUUAAGGGUAUGCAAUUCAAUACCGUUGGUGUGUCUGACGGUAUGUCUAUGGGUACUACCGGUAUGAGAUAUUCUUUACCCUCGCGUGAGGUCAUUGCCGAUUCUUUCGAGACUAUCAUGCAAGGUCAACACUAUGAUGCCAACAUCGGUAUCCCUGGCUGUGAUAAGAACAUGCCCGGUGUUUUGAUGGCCUUUGCUAGACACAACAAGCCAUCCAUUAUGGUUUACGGUGGUACUAUUUUACCUGGAAAGGGCAGUUGUGCCGGCGUUGGUGACAAAUUGGAUGUGGUUUCUGCCUUCCAAUCAUAUGGUGCUUAUUUGGCACACGACAUCAGUGAAGACCAAAGAGAAGAUAUUAUACGUCAUGCUUGCCCAGGGCCAGGAUCUUGUGGUGGUAUGUACACGGCAAAUACCCUCGCCUCUGCAUCUGAGGUGAUGGGCAUGUCAUUGCCAACGUCUUCGUCUUCUGCAGCCAUUUCCGACGCAAAGAAGGCCGAAUGUCUCAACGUUGGUGAAGCUAUCAAGAAAUUGAUCAUUGAAGAUAUCAGACCUCGUGAUAUCAUGACCAGACAGGCUUUCAAGAACGCUAUUGCAUAUAUAAUUGCCGUUGGUGGUUCAACCAAUGCUGUUCUUCAUCUAAUUGCUAUAGCACACACUGCUGGCAUCAAAUUGACCAUCGAUGACUUCCAGAAGAUUUCAGACAACACCCCAUUGUUAGGUGACUUCAAGCCUUCUGGUACUCAUGUUAUGGCUGAGUUGGCCCAACUAGGAGGCACUCCUGCUGUGAUGAAAUACUUGCUUAAGGAGGGUAUAAUUACCGGAGAUGGCAUGACCGUUACUGGUAAGACUUUGAAGGAGAACCUCGCACAAUAUAAGGAUCUUCCAGAUGGACAAGACGUGAUAAGACCUGUUUCGAAUCCGAUCAAGAAGACAGGACAUUUGCAGAUCUUAAGAGGCACUCUCGCUCCAGAUGGAUCCGUUGCCAAGAUCACUGGUCACGAAGGCACUUACUUCAAGGGUAAAGCCAGGGUGUUUGACGAUGAAAGUGGGUUCAUUCAUGCUUUAGAAAAAGGUGAGAUUAAGAAAGGAGAGAAAACUGUGGUCAUUAUUAGAUACCAGGGACCUAAGGGUGGUCCAGGUAUGCCGGAGAUGUUGAAGCCAUCUUCUGCCCUUAUGGGAUAUGGUCUUGGACAGGAUUGUGCAUUGCUUACGGAUGGUAGAUUCUCCGGAGGCUCCCAUGGUUUUUUGAUUGGCCAUAUCGUGCCUGAGGCAUAUGAAGGAGGCCCAAUUGGUCUUGCUGAAGAUGGUGACGAAAUCGUCAUUGAUGCCGAUAACAACAGCAUAGAUUUGAAUGUGUCACAAGAGAUUAUGUCCCAGAGAAGAAAGCUCUGGAAGAAGCCUGCCUUAAAAUACACGAGAGGGUUCUUGUUUAAAUACUGCAAAUUAGUGUCCGAUGCCUCCAAGGGCUGUGUUCUUGAUUAUGACGGUGCCGACAAUUGA
Messenger RNA from Brettanomyces nanus, 1833 nucleotides. RefSeq names its product dihydroxy-acid dehydratase ilv3 (gene ILV3). The transcript has a single exon. Gene Ontology annotation, molecular function: dihydroxy-acid dehydratase activity. Bases 1 to 1833 code for a protein of 610 amino acids. Gene Ontology annotation, biological process: branched-chain amino acid biosynthetic process. The record is from RefSeq and is a predicted model, not a curated record. NCBI's taxonomy places the organism in Eukaryota, Fungi, Ascomycota, Pichiomycetes, Pichiales, Pichiaceae. Gene Ontology annotation, cellular component: mitochondrion.